This is a messenger RNA of Durusdinium trenchii, 477 nucleotides long. Lineage: Eukaryota; Dinophyceae; Suessiales; Symbiodiniaceae. The record is from the annotation of a GenBank genome assembly.
AUGUACAUCGCCAAGCUGUGCAAGGGGCGGACCUGCAACGACCUCAAGUUCCCCAUUUUGGACUACGACGCUGCCACCAAGACCUGCGUUUGCACCGCGCACCCCUGCUGGAACGAUAAUGGGCUCCAGCACAAAUGCCCCGGGGAGAAGCAUGAUGACAAGUUUCUGACAUUCUUCUACGAAAAGUCGGGCAAGCUCAACUGUGGCUGCAGCAAGGAGCCAGACUACAAGUCCCUGUACCUGAGCAAGGAGCUUUGCCCAGGUGAGCACUGCACCCCUGAACAUCCCAUCCUCGACUAUGACCAGGAUUUGCCGGGGAAUGCCAUGGAUGUGGUAGAGAAAGUGGAUUCCAAGCGCGUGGCAGUCGAGCAUGCCGAGCGUGGCGAAAGCGCGCGGAUGCUCCUUCGGCCGGAAGCACAGGCAGCACUCGGGACCUACCGCAGAGUGAGUGAGUGCAAGGGCACCUGGAACAGAUGA